Aspergillus mulundensis is the source of this 2778-nucleotide messenger RNA. RefSeq names its product putative mRNA splicing factor RNA helicase (Prp16). Bases 1 to 2778 code for a protein of 925 amino acids. Lineage: Eukaryota; Fungi; Ascomycota; Eurotiomycetes; Eurotiales; Aspergillaceae. Gene Ontology annotation, cellular component: intracellular anatomical structure; spliceosomal complex. Gene Ontology annotation, biological process: mRNA splicing, via spliceosome. The record is from RefSeq and is a predicted model, not a curated record. The transcript is spliced from 2 exons. Gene Ontology annotation, molecular function: RNA binding; ATP binding.
AUGGCUUCCAACGAGCCUCCCGCAAAGAGGCUGAAAAGCUCGAACCUCCCGCCGUCACUCCGCGAUGCAAAGCGCAAAGAUAUUGACAACUGGGAGACGAACCGGAUGUUGACCUCCGGCGUUGCCCAGAGACGCGACUUCAGUGGUGACUUUAUGCCCGAAGAUGAAGAAGGCACGCGUGUCCAUCUGCUCGUCCACGACCUCCGCCCACCCUUCCUCGAUGGCCGCACGAUCUUCACGAAACAGUUGGAGCCAAUCUCCGCCGUCCGAGAUCCUCAGAGUGAUAUGGCUGUCUUUAGUCGCAAAGGUAGCAAAGUUGUACGGGACCGGCGACAGCAGCGGGAGCGUCAGAAGCAGGCGCAGGAGGCGACAACGGUUGCUGGCACCGCGUUGGGGAAUCUGAUGGGUGUGAAGGAAGAUGAGGGCGACACUGCUGUCGCGAUGCCUGUGGAGGAGGUCUACAAGGGUGGAGGGAACAAGUUUGCGCAGCACAUGAAGAAGCAGGGUGAGGGCGGGCAGAGCUCCUUCAGCAAGAGCAAAACGCUGCGCGAACAACGGGAGUUCUUGCCGGCAUUUGCUGUUCGGGAGGAUCUUCUGCGGGUUAUACGUGACAACCAGGUCGUUGUGGUCGUUGGAGAGACGGGGUCCGGGAAAACGACACAGUUGACCCAGUUCCUCUACGAGGAUGGCUACGCUAAGUUCGGAAUGAUUGGAUGCACACAACCUCGUCGAGUCGCUGCAAUGAGUGUCGCCAAGCGUGUGAGUGAAGAGAUGGAAGUUGAUUUGGGAGAUCUCGUUGGAUACGCCAUUCGAUUCGAGGACUGCACUGGUCCGAACACAGCCAUUAAGUACAUGACUGACGGUGUCCUCCUUCGAGAGUCACUGGUUCAGACUGAUCUUGACAAAUACGCAUGUAUCAUUAUGGACGAAGCGCAUGAGCGUGCUCUGAAUACGGAUGUUUUGAUGGGUCUCUUGAAGAAGAUUCUGGCUAGACGGAGGGAUUUGAAGUUGAUCGUCACAUCAGCCACGAUGAACGCAGAACGAUUUUCGAGGUUCUUCGGCGGCGCUCCGGAAUUCAUCAUCCCAGGAAGAACUUUCCCUGUGGAUGUUCAUUUUUCUCGCACGCCCUGUGAAGAUUACGUCGAUAGCGCUGUCAAGCAGGUCUUGGCCAUCCACGUUUCACAAGGCCCCGGAGAUAUCUUGGUCUUCAUGACAGGACAGGAAGAUAUUGAAGCAACAUGCGAACUUGUCGAUGAACGAUUAAACCUGCUCAACGACCCGCCGAAACUUAGCAUCUUGCCGAUUUACAGUCAGAUGCCUGCCGAGCAGCAAGCGAAGAUCUUCGAACGAGCUGCUCCCGGCGUGCGAAAAGUGAUAGUAGCGACCAAUAUUGCGGAGACCAGUCUGACGGUCGAUGGUAUUAUGUUCGUGGUGGAUUCUGGCUACUCCAAACUGAAGGUUUAUAACCCUAAGAUGGGUAUGGACACGCUCCAGAUCACGCCAAUCUCGCAAGCAAAUGCCAACCAGCGCUCUGGAAGAGCUGGCCGGACUGGGCCUGGUAAAGCUUAUCGACUUUACACGGAGGUGGCUUAUAAGAAUGAGUUGUACCUGCAAACUAUUCCAGAAAUUCAGCGAACCAGUCUUUCAAACACAGUCCUUCUCCUCAAAUCCCUCGGCGUGAAAGAUUUACUCGACUUUGACUUCAUGGACCCUCCACCUCAAGAAACUAUUUCCACCUCUCUCUUCGAACUAUGGUCCCUAGGGGCCCUCGACAACCUAGGCGAUCUCACCCCAUUGGGACGCCAAAUGACUCCCUUUCCCAUGGACCCUCCGCUUGCAAAGCUCAUUAUUACAGCCGCAGAACAAUACGGCUGCAGCGAGGAAAUGCUCACGAUUGUCUCGAUGCUCUCAGUACCAAACGUCUUCUACCGCCCGAAAGAGCGGCAAGAAGAAUCCGACGCCGCGCGCGAGAAGUUCUUCGUCCCCGAAUCAGAUCACCUAACGCUCUUACACGUCUACACGCAGUGGAAGUCAAACGGCUACUCAGACCACUGGUGCGUGAAGCACUUCCUGCACGCGAAGACCCUCCGCCGCGCCAAGGAAGUGCGCGACCAGCUCAACGAUAUCAUGGUUAUGCAGAAGAUGCCCCUCGUCUCCUGCGGGACAGACUGGGACGAGAUCCGCAAAUGCAUUUGCUCGGGCUUCUACCACCAAGCUGCGAGGGUGAAGGGUAUCGGCGAGUUUAUUAACCUCCGCACGAGCGUCACCAUGGCGCUUCAUCCGACCAGCGCGCUUUACGGCUUAGGUUAUGUGCCCGAGUACGUCGUCUACCACGAACUCAUUCUCACGAGUAAGGAGUACAUGUCUACUGUGACCGCUGUCGAUCCACACUGGCUUGCCGAACUAGGUGGCGUCUUCUACAGCGUCAAAGAAAAAGGCUACUCUCACCGCGAACGCCGUGUCACAGAACAAGAGUUCAACCGCCGCAUGGAGAUCGAAUCCCAGAUGGCCGCGGACCGCGAGCGCGCCGCGGCGGAGAAACAGCGGGAAAAGGAGAAGACGGAGUCCUCGAGACGGAAGAAUGAGGUCGAGGUUGGUGGCGGAAGACCUGGUGUCGGAUUUGGGUCUGCGGUGCGCAGGCCGGCCGUUGCGGGCAGGAAGGUUGGCGGUGGCUUGACGGCUUCGUCGACCACAAACCGAAAUGGUGCCUCAGGCGGUGGUGGAGGCAGUGUGGUCAAGAAGCCGCAAAUUAAGCGCAAGCCAGGACGCGCGUUCUGA